Babesia bigemina is the source of this 3561-nucleotide messenger RNA. RefSeq lists its product as hypothetical. The record is from RefSeq and is a predicted model, not a curated record. The transcript is spliced from 4 exons. Lineage: Eukaryota; Apicomplexa; Aconoidasida; Piroplasmida; Babesiidae. Bases 1 to 3561 code for a protein of 1186 amino acids.
AUGUCACUGCAAUUCUUGCGCGAGUUCAACAAGAACGUGAAGGAAUCACUCUCCAUCCUGAACGAGGGAUUCGAGAUCACCAACGGCGUCACGGAACUCAACAAUGUACACCUGCCGUACAUUAACCUGCUAAAGCGGCCCGAAGGUCCGGAUGAUAUCCCACUCUGCUGUAUUUUCGGGCCAGGAGGAUAUAAACGAGCGACCGGUGACCACCAUGCGUCGGAAGCGUCAUCGGUAGCACGGGUCACCGAGAGCACAUCGGCGACUGCCGCAGCGUCAGAUGUGAUGGAUGCGCCUAGUGCAUCCACCACAGAGGCAGCGGAGAGUGCUGGCGACGAUGGGACUGCUGAAGCAUCUUCACCUCAGGUCGAGGUGGAGCCGUCACGAUGUCCCCUCGGCGACGGAUGCAUAUUGAAACGAAUCGACGCUUCAAGAUUCCAGAGUGCCAUUACUUCUGUUAUAGAUAUCCUUAAGAGUGUCGAAAACGUCCUUUCUAGCACAUCCGUCGCCACUAGGCGCCUCUUGGAGAACCAGGUGAUUCCGGCACUAUGCAGCCUGCUGGAGGUGUCAGAAAUUGCGAGGCUGUUCCACCGUCCGCAACCCGCGCUUUCUCAGAAGUUCAACAAUACGCAAACCGUGCAUGCGGAUCUUCUUGGAAUUGUCUCCAUAGUGCUCAGGUUGAUGGACCAGAUCCUGGUAUACCCGGAGAGCAUCACAAAGUUGAAGGGCCGAAAAGUGUUUGAGGCCGAUAUUUCACCACGUUUGCAGUGCAAUGCGGCGGAUGUAUCUGCACGAGUGGUCGCAAAACUUGCCGGGGACGUGGGGCCUGCCGAUGGAGGGUCCAAGAGCUUCGACCAUUAUGACUGCCCCAGUGGAUACGAAUAUUUUGGAAAGGUAGCAAUCGUGUCUAUGACGGAGGCCGAACGGGACUCUCUGAAGCACCUCCUGGGGAUGUUAAACACAGUGACUAUCGCAACACAGUUCGCGAGGAACAUCCUUACGGCAGCAGAAAUGUGCAUUGAUGGGCAUGAGAUGUUGGAACGGGAUGUUGUGACCUAUUCGCUGGGUAUAGUGGAAAAGCUGUAUACCCACAACGAUUUCUCAUGGCAUCUCCAUCAGGCAGAUGACAAGUACCUGUACACCCUCGAUAUACUCGAUGCAUGCUACGUAAAUUGGCAGCUGGCGUACAAGGGCGUUUGUUUCUCCUGUGACCACCCACUCGGAAUAGCAGAUAUCCCAGAAUCGAUUCCUAGCUCCACCCACGGGACCAUUUGCAACUGCGUAAUAUCCCGAGGGGACCAUGCGGCACCCAACAGGCACCUUAUUGAAAAGGAGCUCGUGGAUUCUGAGGUCAAUCCCCGUCGACUCAUGCGGUUAGCCAAGGAAUCCGGGGACAUGACGUUACGCGCAAGAGUCACGGGUAUUUUGCUGCAGUGGAUGUUGAACUCCGCCUCAUUUCAGGAACACUUCGUAUCCGAGGGAUGCAUUGGUUUGCUGCUGGAUGUACUGAAUGGGUGUUACGUGGAUCAAUUCGGACUUCUUAACGAUUCACUGGCCGAAAUACCCGCAGAACUGUCAAAGAAACAAGCGGCGGCAUUGGAGAGUGAACUAGCCAUCGGGAUGUCGUUCGUGCCCUGCAGCAUUGAAUGCAUCCUCAUGCUACGCCAUUGCCUAAGGUUCGGACGUAUUUCGGAUACGGAUAUACGUCCUGUGAUUAAAUUUGUGACGCAACUGGCAUCGACCGUUCUGAAGAUCUGGAUUUUCUACUACUGCACGAAGCGCGGCUCCGCUCGUGAUGGGGAAAGCAGCAUAUUAAGGCAAAUCUUGUGCAUUGUUCUCGACAUGUGUUGCGCAUUAGUAAGGCCGCGUAUCGUAGAUAUUGGUGCAACGUCAUCGCAAACGGGGCAGAGUGCAGGCAACCCCAACCACGCAUUGUCAGCUGUAAAGCAUUUGAGGAACUGUGCAAAAUCAACGCAUGCCCAGCAUUUCUCCGAGCUCAUCGAAACUGGUAUAGCUGAGGAGGUGAUGUACGCGUUGUACGUGUUGUGCAAUCGCACCCGAUUUGGCUAUGAAGCCCCGGAACACGUCGUGGACGAGCUGAUGAGAUUCAUAGCUACUGUGGAAAUCGCAUCCAGGAGCAACGUAGAAGUUGCAGAUCUACUGAUGAACAAGAUACAUAUGCCAAUUGGUGAUCGGAUGCCGGCCGUGUACGCCCAUGUCAUGCACGACAUACAAACACGCGAUGUCGAAAACCUCAAACUCAAUCCGAUAGUCUCACCAAUGCAGGCACGGUUGAGCAGGUUCCGCAUGGAGAUAUUCGGCGAGAUUGCUGAAACGCCUGUCCUGGUGCUUUUGCUGUUGUGUCUAUUCGACAGCGACGUUGUAGUACCUUUCAAGGCGCCACUGUGGGGGUGCUCACUGAGAUUGGUGGUCGCCUCCGCGAUAUUUGAAAGGAACGAAGUGGCUGCGGAUAUAUUCGAGUACGUCAGGGACGUUUAUGGAGACAGCUUGACCACCUUGGAUGAGUCUGCGGAAACGACGGAAAAACGGCCAGAGCUGCGCCAUUUAAGCAGUAUGCUGGAUAUGUCGAUCAUUUUGUUCGACAGCGGACUUGAGGAGGCAUCAAGGGACAAGUUAAUAAACGACGAUCCAUGGACCAUCGGAACAACCGUUUUGGCCGCCUCCGUCAAGCUGCUAAAGGUAAAAUUUGUUUCAUGCAUGAGCAUAUUCAUUCAGCAACAAUCAUCAGACGAUUAUAUCGCAUUGACGGUUAAAGCGCUGUCACAACUUGCGUUGUACCUCUCUAAGCGUCACCUUUGCACUGAGCUUGGGGAUGUCGACAGCUCCCCAAUAACAGAAUGUAUGACGGCAUAUAAGGAUGCCCAAUGCGCAACUGUGACACAGCUAGCUGCAUUGGUACUCGCCCUUUUGGAGGCCAGAGGCGUACCGCUACAUGAUAAGGCUGCGCUUCAGACGAUCGUCACCGUGUCUGAAAGUCUAAUACAACUUCAUCGCAACGAACGACAUGUUCGAGCUCUCAGACUAAUGACAGAUCUGCAACCUUGCCGCCGUGUUGACGGUAUUUUACGAUCAUACGAGGAUACGUUGGAGGUGUUUCUGGCAGAGGUGGACAGUGUCGCAGAAAGCGAUGCACUAGGUGUAGUAGUUUGGCAUCGUACAAACCUGUGCGAAUUCGAGCUGUCUCCCAGAGUGCAUUACGUCAUGGAAAGAUUCAGGUGGACUUUGCAGAUGCAUGUCAUCGGAAGAAUGGUGGACAGCCUAAGGGACUACGCCCUCAUCCACGUAGACGACGCCAAACGAAUCAGCUCCAAAACCGCCGAAGAAGUGCAACGCAUGAGCCAUCUCCACGCGGAGGAAAUCGCAUUUGCGCAAGAACGUAUAUCGAAACUUAACAAGCAGGUAGAUAUAAUGGCGAUGUCAUUUUACAAGGCAGAGGAUAUGGUCACGAACUAUAAAAAUGAGUUAGAGGAAAUGCGAAAGGAGAAUAAAAAAUUGCGCAAGCGCCUUAAAAAGGCUGGUUCUCAUAAAGAUGCGGAUUAG